AUGGCGGAGAUUGUUAUUCUUCUAAGGGCUCUUGAAUGGAGUGGAGAUCGUUUCUCAACAAGGCUGAGUGCUAGGAAAUCUUCUAGCUUGACUGAUCAGUUAUACCCAUUCAAUGACUGCACUACUUGUUCCAUGAAAGGGUUAUAUUGUAUAUACGGCAACAAUUGCAUGUGCAAUAUCCAUGCCAAUCAAAUGAAUGAAUCUGAUCAUGUGCUGAUGCACUCUAGUAGUAAUCCUGGAUCGAUGGAGAAGCUGGAAAUGGAGUUAAUUGAACUGCUAAGGUCUCGAAAGGGUGUCCCAAUUUCGAUCGCAUCAUUACCCACGUUUUAUCUAGAAAAGUAUGGUAAGCCCCUUGAAGCUGAAGGAAUGGUCAAACUGGUUGCAACCUUACCAAGCUUCUUAGACACUUUGAUGGGAUUCUUGCCUCAUGGGCAACAUUCAGUUGAGUUGGCUGAACAUGGACCAUCGAAAUACAAUUACUCAGAUAUCCUUAGCCAAAGGAACCAUAGCAGAUCGUGGUCGUGGCUGUCAGCUCGUGGAGAUCAUCAUCAGUCCUCUUCGUCGUCGACGCAGAUUUAUCUUACUUUCCCACCUGAGAGCACCUUCACAGACAGAGAUGUUUACAACUAUUUCAACAAAAUUGGAGAUGUUCAAGAUGUUAGGCUUCCUUAUAACCAAUUGAAGAGGAAAUACGGAUUCGUGGCCUUUGUUUUACCAGAUACGGUUACUAAGAUUUUGUCGAGACAAAAUCAUCAUUUUAUAUGCGGUGCUCGUGUCCUCGUUAAACCAUACCUGGACAAAUCUCAGCUCAUGCACAAGAAGUUAUUGGAGAAAAGUCGGCAGCAAUUUAAUUCAUACUCUCAAUUACUUCAUUCAUUGGCUAUAAUAGAACAGAGGAGAAUGAUGGAAGGACAACAAUAUUCUCUUGCCCAUCAUUUAUACAUUAAUGGCUACAUGAAUUUUGACCAAUAUUGGAAACUCUCAUUUUAUGAAGCUUUGGAAAGACAUGUAAUAUCAAUGAACAUGUCUGGUGGUGGUGGUUCAACUUCAUCAACUUCAAAUGAGGAGCAAAAUAGCAAUAUUGGUCAUUACAAUCUCCCGGAUAGCCCUCGCAAUAUUGGUUUAUAUAACAUGUGGGUGGAUAGCCCGUUUACAUCCCCGAUGAGGAAUGCAAUUCAAUCUUCGUCUAGCUAGAUGGAUGUUGCUGCUGCU
Molecule: messenger RNA, 1212 nt
Organism: Impatiens glandulifera
Lineage: Eukaryota; Viridiplantae; Streptophyta; Magnoliopsida; Ericales; Balsaminaceae
Product: zinc finger CCCH domain-containing protein 18-like
Exons: 8
Coding region: 1-1194 (397 amino acids)
Molecular function (GO): RNA binding
Source: RefSeq, a predicted model, not a curated record